Actinia tenebrosa (Australian red waratah sea anemone) is the source of this 1308-nucleotide messenger RNA. RefSeq names its product BTB and MATH domain-containing protein 36. The record is from RefSeq and is a predicted model, not a curated record. Lineage: Eukaryota; Metazoa; Cnidaria; Anthozoa; Actiniaria; Actiniidae. Gene Ontology annotation, molecular function: protein binding.
AGCAGUUGUAUAAUGGCUAAUAAUAAUCRUCUCAAUAAGAAUGGUGACUAUAAAUUUCGCCGUCGUAUAACGGCAAAAUUAUCGUCUAAAUAAUGAUGGUGACCUCAAAUUUAGCCCUUGCAUAAUGGCUAAAAAUAGUCUCAAUAASAUUUWGCUCAGACUUAACGUAGARUGAUCACAGACUACCUGCAUCGACUGAGAGCGAAACCGAUCARAAAACCUCCAAAAAUGAACGAAACUGUUGACCUCGAUCUGGAAAAAUUGACAAUCGAACAUGAGUUUUCAAGUCCCUGGGAGGACAGUGAUCUCGUCCUUGUUGUCGAGGACCAAAAACUCCAUGUUCACCGCACCAUCCUCAUGAUGGCGUCACCAGUGUUUAAGGCCAUGCUUUCAUCCAACUUCAAAGAAAAAGAUGCGGAUGAAAUCAUCUUGCCAGGGAAGAAAGAUAACGAGUUUGUCGACUUGCUGCGACAGAUUUAUCCUCUGCAUGAUGGCGAAAUAACACUGAAGAACAUAAAGUACAUUUACAGUCUAGCUGAUGAAUACCAGAUGACAAAAGUGAUGAAGGACUGCAGAAUCUUCUUGUCAUCAACAACAAAGACAAAAGAAAAUGCCAUGGACAUGUUGCUGUUAGCACAGGACUUGGAGGCAGAAGAGCCACGCCASCAGUGUUAUGACAUACUGAACAAAAUGACUUUAACUGAGUUGGAAAGUCUGGAAGGUUUUUCUGAAUUGGACGGAUCAAGUAUGCAGGCGUUACUCCUACCAAAGGUCAAGCGACUUCAACAAUGCAUAAACAAGAUUAUCCCCGAGUUUGUAGGUGCAUUGGAUGGGAUGAUGUAUUUAUGGAGCCACGAAAAAAAUGCGAUGAAGAUGAAUGGUGUUCCAAGCACAUGUCCAAAACACAAAAUAUAUUUCUCAAACUAUAUGCGUGGUAGGUUUGGUGUUGAUAAAACUUGUGAAAGAAUAAAAUGUGAUGAAUGCCGAGCAAUGUUUAAGCAAAUGGCCCAAAAGGCUAUUUCCUACAAUUCUCCAUCUAACUCUUAUAUUAGCGAAAACAUCGUUAGUGUUCUGGAAGAAAUGAUGGACCUCAUCAAAGAACACAAACUUUACGAUAAAGAUUGCGUUAGCAAUGAUUACAGAUAUUGGGUGCAUGCAGACCUGGCGUAAGAUCUACGUCAAUAAUUCUGUAAUAAAACAUAUAAUCACCUUAGUACUAGUGAUGAUAAUGAUGAUAAUGAUGAUAAUGUUAGUUAAGUGUUCGGAGUUAUAAACACGAUCAAUCAAUAAAGCUUCCUGAAGUACCGA